GGAAUUAUUACAGGCAGUAUGUUUGGGCUCACCGCUUUCAUUCUGGUCAAGCUACAGCGGGACUUACGAAAUUAGCGUCCAUCCACUUUAUGGGGCAGAAAUCCAUCCUGUAAGGUACAGCACCUGCAAUCAUCACUCCACGACCACAGCCGAUUCUCCUUCACACCUGGACCAUCACACUCUUUAAAUACAGUCUGCAACAAUGCUGGACACCCUUGUUGGACUUGCGAUGCUUGUCGCUGCUUCAGUCGUGUUUCUUUACUACUCCAUCUGGACACUUCUCAUGCCUUUCGUCGACUACGAUCAUCCAUUACAGAACCUAUUCCCCCCACGAGUUUGGGCUAUCCGCAUUCCUGUCAUCCUCAUUCUCCUGGGCUCAGCAGUCGUCGGUUCUUUCUUGAGUGUGGUUAUGAUUCGCAGCAACAGGAAGAGGGCAGCAAAGGCCAAGGCUGCCGGAAAGAAGAAGGCAUGAACACGCUCCCGGAAAAGGCACGGAUAGAAGUGAACCCUCGAGCAAGUGGUUGUAUCUGGAAUGAGCAAACCUCUUGUACGCUGGGGCAUAUACACAUGCUACGAGAAUUGGAGGACUCGGAUUUGGGAAUGCAGCUUGGCACAGUGUCAACAGAGUUGCGUGUAAUACUACAGA
Messenger RNA from Cadophora gregata, 646 nucleotides. RefSeq lists its product as uncharacterized. The record is from RefSeq and is a predicted model, not a curated record. The transcript has 3 exons. Gene Ontology annotation, molecular function: enzyme regulator activity. NCBI's taxonomy places the organism in Eukaryota, Fungi, Ascomycota, Leotiomycetes, Helotiales, Ploettnerulaceae. Gene Ontology annotation, cellular component: endoplasmic reticulum membrane; dolichol-phosphate-mannose synthase complex. The coding region runs from base 203 to 472 and encodes 89 amino acids. Gene Ontology annotation, biological process: GPI anchor biosynthetic process.